Molecule: messenger RNA, 978 nt
Organism: Sugiyamaella lignohabitans
Lineage: Eukaryota; Fungi; Ascomycota; Dipodascomycetes; Dipodascales; Trichomonascaceae
Exons: 1
Coding region: 1-978 (325 amino acids)
Molecular function (GO): 8-oxo-dGDP phosphatase activity
Source: RefSeq, a predicted model, not a curated record
AUGUCAUACUCUAACCUGGACUUGAUCAAUCAAGUCGACUCAGUUCCUUAUACUCCCCAACCUGUUGACGCAUACUAUGAGUUUCGAUCCCAUGAUUCAAAGGCUGUUCUUGGAUAUAUUCUUCCAGAAGUAGCCAAGAAGCUCAACUACCCAGAUACGUUCACGGUAACAGGACCCACUGCUAACCAGCGAGGUGCCGUAACAAUCAACUCUUCAUUAGAUUCGGCAGAAAAGCGAAGUGAAGCCAUUGCCAAAGUCUUAGAGGAUCUUAAAGAGAACAAAACCUUCCAGGUAUUGCAAGGUUGGAGAAAUGAACUAUAUACCGUUUAUAACCCGACCCAUGUACCUUAUUUUCUGAUCGAACGAGCAGGUUCUGGUCUAUUUGGAAUUGUUACAUACGGAGUGCAUCUUGUGGGAUAUCAGCCAGCUACUGAAACGAGUCCACUUAAGAUCUGGGUACCUCGUAGAUCAUAUACUAAGGCAACAUAUCCUGGUAUGCUUGACAAUACCAUUGCCGGAGGCAUUGGAUAUCCUUGUGGGGUUCAUGAGACUGCUAUAAAAGAGGCUUAUGAAGAGGCUGGUCUAGACGAAGAAUUCAUGGAAAAGAAUCUUCGUCCUGCCGGUGUGGUGACCUAUUUCCAUCAAGUCAACAAUCACUUUUUCGAUUCUGAAGCUAGCUCGCGUUCCACAACCACAAAGGAUGAAGCCACAUACCAACCAGAAGUGGAAUUUAUUUAUGAUGUUAUUAUGGCUGGCGAUGUUAAACCCCGUCCUGUAGACGGCGAAGUGGCUGAGUUUUAUCUCAUGGAUGUCGAGACGGUUAAGCAAGAAUUAGCAAAAGGAUCAUUUAAGUACAACUGUGCUUUGGUAAUGAUUGAUUUUUUUAUUCGUCACGGUAUUCUUACCUAUGAAAAUGAGCCCGACUUUGUCAACAUUGCCCAGCGCUGUCAUCGGGUAUUAGAGUUUCCUAUGAAAUAA